GCGGCGGCGGCGGCGGCGGCGGGGACGGCGGUACUGUCUCUUUAAGGGAGCUCAGGCUGGGGUGGCGCUUUCCUCUGCGAAGGCUCCUUUGAUAUUAAUAGUGUUGGUGUCUUGAAACUGACGUAAUGCUCGAGGUCCUGACAAGCGAUAACAUUUCUGAUAAAGAACUGAUCUCACUGCAAUCUAAAGCCUCCUCUUUUUUGGUGCUUGUUGUUGCUCCAGACCCUGGGUUUUCGCUUUUUUUUUUCUUCUUUAAAACAGAAAAGCAAAAAAAAAAACAAAACCCAAAAACCCACAUCAGGCACAUCCUAGAUCUAUUUCCUUUCUCUUUCUCUCUCUCUCUUUAAAAGAGGGGGGGGAGGGAAAAGAGAGGGGGGGAGGCAGGAAAAACCUUUUUUUUCUCCCCCCCUCCACACCGCCCCCCCUGCGUCCCCCCCCCCCCCCCCGAAUAAUCCAAGAUCAACUCUGCAAACAACAGAAGACGGUUCAUGGCUCUAGCCACCGCUCCACCAUCUUUCGGGCUGCUGAGGUUAUUAUUGCCGAUUAAUCAACAGAUAUACAGAUCAGCUCUCAAAAUGUCUUCUGUGUCUUCCGUGCAUCUUCUAAGACAAUUGCAUUAGCCUCCUGCUAGUUGACUAAUAGAAUUAAUAAUUGUAAAAAGCACUCUAAAGCCACAUGCCUUAUGAAGUCAAUGCUGGGUAUGAUUUUACAAAUAUGGUCCGGAAAAAGAAUCCCCCUCUGAGAAACAUUGCUAGUGAAGGCGAGGCACAGACCCUCGAACCUAUAGGUACGGAGAACAAGCUAUCUGGAAGGAAUAAAGACUUUUCUGCAGAUCAGAUGCCAGAAAAUACUGAUCAGAGUGACAGUGCAGAAGUGAACAAUAAGGAGGGCCAUUGCCUGCAUGUCCAAGAUCCAUCUUCCAGCAUUAAGAAGGACUUAAAAAGCUCAGUCCUGAAUGAGAAGGCUGGCUUCAAUUAUGAAAGCCACAGUAAGGGAGGAAACAUUUCAUCCUUCCCUCAUGAUGAGGUGACAGACAGAAAUAUGUUGGCUUUCUCAUCUCCAGCUGCUGGGGGAGUCUGUGAGCCCUUCAAGUCUCCUCUAAGAUCAGAUACAGAUGACACCCAAGAUAUAGCCUGCACCCCAUCAGGGGAUCUCCUGGAGACAAAUGAAGAACAAAAGAUGUCACCUAAGGCUACAGAGGAGACAGGUCAAGCUCAGAGUGGUCAAACCGAUUGUCCAGGCUCCAGCCCAACUUCAGCGGCCUCAAAAAACCCACAAGUGCCUUCAGAUGGGGGUGUAAGACUGAACAAAUCCAAAACUGACUCACUGGUUAAUGAUAAUUCAGAUACGGCACCUCUGUCUCCAGAGCUUCAGGACUUCAAAUGCAACAUCUGUGGAUAUGGCUAUUAUGGCAAUGACCCCACAGAUCUGAUUAAGCACUUCCGCAAGUAUCACCUUGGAUUGCACAACCGCACCAGGCAGGAUGCUGAGCUUGACACCAAAAUCUUGGCCCUCCACAAUAUGGUGCAGUUUAGCCACUCCAAAGACUUCCAGAAAGUCAAUCGCACUGUGCUUUCCGGUGUGCUCCAGGACAUCAAUUCCUCCAGGCCUCUUUUGCUAAAUGGGACCUACGAUGUACAGGUCACUUCAGGUGGAACUUUCAUUGGCAUCGGACGCAAAACUCCUGAUUGCCAAGGAAACACCAAGUACUUUCGCUGUAAAUUCUGCAAUUUCACAUACAUGGGCAACUCAUCAACUGAACUAGAGCAACACUUUCUACAGACUCACCCAAAUAAAAUAAAGGCUUCUCCCCCCUCUUCUGAAUCUGGGAAAUCUUCUGAGAAAAACUCUAAUAAGUCCAGCCCUACUCUUCGAGAUUCUGGAGACUUGGGAAAGUGGCAAGACAAAAUUACCGUGAAAGCAGGAGAUGACACUCCUGUGGGUUACUCAGUGCCCAUCAAACCCAUUGAUUCUUCUAGACAAAAUGGUACAGAUGCUACCAGCUACUAUUGGUGUAAAUUUUGUAGUUUCAGCUGCGAAUCAUCCAGCUCCCUCAAACUGUUGGAACAUUAUAGUAAACAGCAUGGGGGAGGACAGUCAGGAGGCCUUAAUCCAGACUUGAAUGAUAAGCUUUCCAGGGGCACUGUCAUUAACCAGAAUGAUCUAGCCAAAAAUACAGAGGGGGACCCAGUAACUAAGGCAGAAAAGGGCUCCAGUGCAGCUAAAAAGAAAGACUUCUCUAGCAAAGGAGCAGAGGAUAAUGUAGUGACAAGUUACAAUUGUCAGUUUUGUGACUUCAGGUACUCCAAGAGCCAUGGUCCUGAUGUAAUUGUGGUGGGGCCACUCCUUCGUCAUUAUCAACAACUACACAAUAUUCACAAAUGUACCAUUAAGCACUGUCCAUUCUGCCCCAGAGGCCUUUGUAGCCCUGAAAAGCACCUUGGAGAAAUUACUUAUCCAUUUGCUUGUAGAAAGAGUAAUUGUUCCCACUGUGCGCUCUUACUCUUGCACCUGUCUCCUGGGGCCACUGGAAGCUCCAGAGUUAAACAUCAGUGCCAUCAAUGCUCAUUCUCUACGCCCGAUGUUGAUGUUCUCCUGUUUCAUUAUGAGAAUGUGCAUGAAUCCCAGGCGUCUGAUGUCAAACAAGAAGCAAAUCACCUGCAAGGGACAGAUGGGCAUCUGACUGUCAAAGAAAACAAAGAACACUCAUGUACCAAAUGUGACUUUAUUACCCAGGUGGAAGAAGAGAUUUUCCGACACUACAGGAGAGCACAUAACUGCUAUAAAUGCCGUCAGUGCCGCUUCACAGCUGCUGAUACCCAGUCACUACUAGAGCACUUCAACACUGUGCAUUGCCAAGAAUUGGAUAUCACUACGGCCAAUGGAGAAGAUGAUAGUCAUGGUGUGUCUGCUAUCAAGGAAGAGCCCAAAAUUGACCUCAAGGUCUAUAGUCUAAUCAAUCCAGAUUCUAAAAUGGGGGAGCCAGUCUCUGAUGCCAUAGUGAAGAGAGAGAAACUGGAAGACAAGGAAGGGCUUAAGGACAAAGGUUGGACUGAUGGUUCCAGUGAUGAUCUUAGAAAUGUGACCUGGAGAGGGACAGAAAUUUUAAGAGGUAGCCCAUCCUAUACUCAAGCAAGCUUAGGUCUCCUAACUCCUGUGUCUGGUACACAGGAGCAGCCGAAGACUUUAAGGGAUAGCCCUAAUGUAGAAGCUGCCCAUCUGGCACGACCUAUUUAUGGCUUGCCUGUUGAGACCAAGGGAUUCAUGCAAGGAGUGCCCACUGGAGGAGGAGAGAAAUCUGGAUCCCUUACACAGCAAUAUCCUGCAUCAGGUGAAAACAAGUCUAAGGAUGAGUCACAGUCCCUGCUACGGAGACGUAGAGGCUCGGGUGUUUUCUGUGCCAAUUGCCUGACCACAAAGACCUCUCUCUGGCGAAAGAAUGCCAAUGGCGGCUACGUAUGCAACGCGUGUGGCCUCUACCAGAAGCUCCACUCGACUCCCAGGCCUUUAAACAUCAUCAAACAGAACAACGGUGAGCAGAUCAUUAGGAGACGGACGAGAAAGCGCCUUAACCCAGAGGCACUUCAGGCUGAGCAGCUAAACAAACAGCAGAGGGGUAGUGGUGAGGAGCAAGUCAAUGGAAGCCCAUUAGAGAGGAGGUCAGAGGAUCAUUUAACUGAAGGUCACCAGAGAGAAAUUCAGCUCCCCAGCCUGAGUAAAUAUGAGGCCCAGGGUUCAUUGACUAAAAGCCAUUCUGCUCAGCAGCCAAUGUUGGUCAGCCAAACUCUGGAUAUUCACAAAAGGAUGCAACCUUUGCACAUUCAGAUAAAAAGUCCUCAGGAAAGUACUGGAGACCCAGGAAAUAGUUCAUCAGUAUCCGAAGGUAAAGGAAGUUCUGAGAGAGGCAGUCCAAUAGAAAAAUACAUGAGACCUGCGAAACAUCCAAAUUAUUCACCACCAGGAAGCCCUAUUGAAAAGUACCAGUAUCCAAUUUUUGGACUUCCAUUUGUACACAAUGACUUCCAGAGUGAAGCAGAUUGGCUGCGAUUCUGGAGUAAAUAUAAGCUGUCAGUUCCUGGGAAUCCGCACUACUUGAGUCAUGUGCCUGGCCUACCAAACCCUUGCCAAAACUAUGUGCCUUAUCCCACCUUUAAUCUGCCUCCUCAUUUUUCAGCUGUUGGAUCAGACAAUGACAUUCCUCUAGAUUUGGCGAUCAAGCAUUCCAGACCUGGGCCAACUGCAAAUGGUGCCUCCAAGGAAAAAACUAAGGCUCCAUCAAAUGUAAAAAAUGAAGGUCCCUUGAAUGUAGUAAAAACAGAGAAAGUUGAUAGAAGUACUCAAGAUGAACUUUCAACAAAAUGUGUGCACUGUGGCAUUGUCUUUCUGGAUGAAGUGAUGUAUGCUUUGCAUAUGAGUUGCCAUGGUGACAGUGGACCUUUCCAGUGCAGCAUAUGCCAGCAUCUUUGCACGGACAAGUAUGACUUCACCACUCACAUCCAGAGGGGCCUACAUAGGAACAAUGCACAAGCCGAAAAAAAUGGAAAACCUAAAGAGUAAAACCUUAGCACUUAGCACAAUUAAAUAGAAAUAGGUUUUCUUGAUGGGAAUUCAAUAGCUUGUAAUGUCUUAUGAAGACCUAUAAAAACACUUCAUAGAGCCUACCUUAUCCAGUAUAAAAUCCCUCAUUAUUUACCUUUUUUUCCCCCUUCUUUUCUUUUGAUGUGUGGGUUACCAAGAUUCAAAAGUGAAAUGAAUAAUGGUCAAUGGGAAAGGAAGAUGAUAGCAAUUAACAUUUGGAACCCGAUAAAGCAAAAGUAUCUUGGAUAAAGUGUACCAUGAUAUAUAUCCCUGAGAAAUACCUCUAGACCUCAGUUAUUCUGUUUGUUCAGAAUGAACAAAAAUGUAUCUAUGUACAUGUAUGCAGUGUAUGUGAAUACAUAUAUAUACAUGUAUAUAUAAAAUGGUGAUAUAAUAAGGGACUGACCUGGUUACUUGUUAAGAAACUCAGAAAUAGUGGCCAUUUUUUUUUUAAUGAUAACAUAAAAUCUUAUGCAUAAAAGAGGGAUGAAAGAGAUAUUCAGAGAUCUUCUUUUCUUCAGGGCAGCUAACAGAAUGGCAAAAGUUGAAUAGUGAAUAAGUGCCCUAACCACCCUCAUUGGUAAAAUUUCUUAUUUGAACACAAAAAUGCAAGUUGGGGUUAGGUUUGUGUGAGGAGAAGCAGCAAGGGAAAAAUAGAGAUGGGAGCAAAACGUCUUCAGCUAGCCUGCCUAUAAUAUUUAUGUCUAUUAGCUAUGUCCAAAUGUUCAAUAGUCAUUUAGUUUGCAAUUUGGGGUAAGUUGGGCUCAGGUGUAUGCAUUGUUAUAAACACUGUCCUUAAAGCUUCCAUAGUAAUUUCACCUGGGCCUUUCUUUUCUCGGGUGAAGAACCAGUUCUUUUCUUAGACACUACUUGGUCACUAACCUCACCUGGCACAAUAUAAUGAAAGGAAUCCCUUCAGUUCAAACAGCUAGAUGAAUAAUAAGAUCACAUCAUGGGCCUGAUUUGUAGAGAACAUUAUCUCCACAGGGUAACCUGCUGUAUUUAUUUAUUUUUCCUGGUUAAAUAUAUUUUCAAAACUUUGUGGUUAGGCAGAGUCUAAGGUUACUUUUACCACAGACUGACAGUUGGUAUAUAUACUGGUCAAUCCCUUCAGAAGACUUCUUCCAGGUAUAGCUAACUAGCAUUGAAUAGAAUUCUUAGAAGUAUGUCCUCAUAGUACUUUUAAUACUUAAGGCUUUGUAAAACUAUCCAUGAAGGGAAAGCUCCUCAGCAUAACUGCUCAGGGAAAUAGGGCUAAAUAACUGAACAUUAAAUAAUUGGUUAAAGGUGCUGUUAGACGAUCCUCAAUGCUUGCUACAAGGAUGUACAAGGACUGACUUUAAUAAUUUGCAUUAUAUUGUCCCAACCAGUAGUUUAUUAUUGUUGUUGUUAUUAUUAUUUUGCCACGGAGAUGUAGAAGAUAUUACAAGCUACUGGAUGCACUGUCAGAUUAACUUAUUUCAUUAAAGAAGUUGGGAGAACAAAUAGAAAAAAAAACUUAUUUUUCUAGUAAAUAUUAAUGUAUUACAUUUCAAAUAAUGGUGCCUGACAUAUUGAAUAAUUAUUUUCUACAGUGUACGUAUGCAACAAAGAUAUUCCAUCAUGCAUUAGAGUCAGUUCUGGCUCUGCCUCGCUGUUUACAUUUGCAAAUGUAGCAAACAAGGUAAUGAAGCAACUCUUUCUAUUGCAGUAGAUAUCUUCUUUUUGUGUGUGUGUGUGCAUUAAAGUUGUAAACGGUAACAUGAAAUGAAUGAAAUUUCUUGAUAUAAUGGUAUGGAAAAUAAGAAGGAAAUGAAAAUAUUUUUAUGCCUACUUAGGAAAAAAAAAAGGGUAGCACUAUUCAUUCCAAGUACUUUUUUUUAAUUCUUAAGCUCUUAACUCACAUUGUUAUGCUUAAAAUGAUAAACAUAUAUUCUCUUUUUAUUGCUUUGUCUGUUUCAAAUGAAACAUUUCAGAAAUUAUUUUGAUAAGUGCCAUUGGACUACUCGGCACCCAUGUUUUUAUUGCAUUCUGUAGUAGCAUUGCGUUCCAUUUUUACAAUAUUAUGCAGUUGCUUUUUUUUUUUUUUUUUUUCAUUUUGUUUGGGUUCCUUUCUUUUCCAAAGUGCAGGGUCUUAAUCUCUUCAAGUUGGAUGGCCUAGAUUACUCAACUGGUUUGUGAAUGUUUCAGUGAAUGGAUUUAAAAUGUCUUUCCAAUAUUAUGUUGUCAUUUUCAUUUUUGCAUUUUUAAAUGUUCAAAAAAAAAUCAGGACUAAGUCCUCUGCUUGAGUUUCAUUGUGAAGGGUCCUAUUCUUAUCUCACUUACAUCUCGCGUAGCUCUAAUAUUUUCAUAACUGAAAGGAAGAAAUGGCAUAAUUAGCACCUGCAUUCAAAUGAUGGCAUAUCACUUUCUUUCUGAUAGAAUGUUGAUACCCAUAUCUCAAAACUAGACAGACAAAAUUGGAGGGUACCAGAGGAAAGGUACCUGUCCAACCAACAGGCAAAAUUUUGUUCAAAGCUUUCUAAGAAAAAUAAUAAAAAGUCAUGCAUAAUGUUAGCAGCCUACAAGCAACAGUAUUUCUGGACAGCUCACACCUAGCUCACUGCCAGAGGUUUUCACUCAUUGGGGCAGUAUUACAAGUAUAACUUUUUCACUUGUAUAAAACUAUUCUUGAAAAUUUUAUGUGUGUGUGUGUGCUAGACACAUGUAGGCUGCUCAAUGUAGCCAUGCAUGCUUUCCUUGCCAUCCCUUUUUCCUCCCUCACAACAGAUACAGUAGAUAUGACCAGCACAUGGAAGAUCUUUCUUUUUUAAAACUAUUCUUGAGCAUAUUUAUCUUCAAUCUAGUUUCUGUAUACUUUUUUAGUUAGCAUUGCUUUGAUGAAUCUUAUUCCACACACCUCAUUCAUUCUUAUUUUUGUUGUUGUUGCUUUUAGGAGAUAGAUGGGAUAUUGAAAAACGGUUUGUUUUUUUCCCUUUAAAAAAAAAAUUCAUAUAAGGUUACACUAAAAGUGACCCCUUUUCUUCCCCCUCCCUUUACUUGUCAAAAUCUAAAUUGCCUCUUUGCCCUACAUCUUAAGAAACAGUAAGAAAAACCAUGGUGAGGUUUUUGUUUGUUUGUUUGUUUUUAGCUUUCAGAAUAAACUUUGGAUUACUGUCCUCAUGGUCUGUUUUGAAACAGGACUUUUUUCUCAGUAUCCCAAGGUGCUCUUUUAGAGAUUUUGCCCCCUUUGGCAAAUGACAUUCCUAUGCAGAGUACCUUUUGUUAGUAUGUCCUGAAUAUUCAGUAACUAUGUGUUCUGAAUAAUGAUUCUUGUCAAAUUCGAUAUGGACCACUUCUGUCCUUUUCUCUCCCCUUGGCCUUCUUUUUAUCCUCCUUUCUCAUACAUAAACCCACACUUUGACUGUUGCUUGGGAUGGAAAAAUAGUUUACAGCCAGCAGACCUCUGAAGAUUAAGUUUUGAGAGAUACGCGCCUGUAAGUGUCCAAGAAAAGGAUAGCACUCUACAUGUUAACAAAAUCACUUAUGUAAUACAAAUGAGGGAAAUAUAGUAUGCCCAGUCUUCUCUACAUGACAUAUUGAGAUGUUCUAAAAAGUCUACUCUUAAGAUAGUGAUGUUUUGUUCUCAACUGUUCUCUUUUAGUGAAGGUAGAUUUUAGAAAACAAGCAUGGGGAUUCUUUUCUAAGGUAAUAUUAAUGAAAAGGAAAAAAAAAUAUUACUCUUAACAGCUCUUUGUUGAAGCCUGUGGUAGCACAUUAUGUUAAUGAUUGCACAUCUGCACAUAAUCUAUUAUGAUCCAAUGCAAUUACAGCUCCAAAAAUAUUAAAUAUGUAUAUAUUUUAAAUGCCUGAGGGGGAAAAAAAAAACAUUUUUCUUAGUUAAUUGAAGAUUAUCAAUACUGCUAUAAAAUAAAGGAAUUAUUAGCCUCUUGCUGUGUGGCUGCAAACUAUCACAAGGUAACCUGUCUUGGGACCUCUGAACUGUUGCCUGCUAAGUCAGUGAACAAUAAAUUAUUUCUGGGAAGUGAAAUAUUUGCCACCUUUGGGGAUGAUGAAAGUUGGGAUACCAAAGCAGGGCUGCUGGUCAUUUGUGUCUUAUAACUCGGGCUUUGGCCUAAAGAUUUGAUACAGCAAUUUUUCCCUAUCAUUGAGAUGAAGUUCCCACUGAAAGUUAAAGACGUCUUUGGUCAGCAAAGUGGGCAGAAACUUGCUGACUGCCAUGGAUUAGAUAAAAGAACACUAAGUAAAACUCAAACUGAAUAUUAUGCUAAUAUGUUAAUAAAAGGUAGGUAUAAUUAUGUAACUAUACAUGAGGAAAAGUUGAAAAAACACAGAUUGAGUCCUUUGGAAGUCCAGUAUUAAUUUUCCCAAUGAUUACUUCGACUAAAAUAGAAGGUUUAAUUCCUUCCUCCAAAAGGAACCUACUUUCAGUUUUCCAUUGCUAUUUCAUGGAUGUUUGACACAUGUGAUCCUGAUACUAAUCAUAGCAUUGAGAAUUAUCCAGGGAAAUUUGCAUGGACAUUCAUAAUAAUAAAGAGUUCUGGCAAUUGUUAGGCCAGACUCUAUCUAGUUGAUAAUAAAGAAAAUGUGAAAUGGCAACUGGAUUACAUAUACUCAUGGGUUACACUCUAGGAAAAAAAAGGUAGAAUUUCCUAUUCCAUGUUCUACUCCCAGAGAAAAGGGGAGGGGGUAGAGAAAUCAUUUUAUUGUGGGAUUUUUAAAAUGUUCUUUGGAGAAAAUGUUCUUUGAUUAUCCAAAAAUACAAAUCUUGACUUUACUUUUUCUCCUCCAUCCGUUUCACUCCACUUCCAUUAAGUGACCUACAGCAAGUCACUUGCAACCUCUGUGUGCCUCAGGUUCCUCCACUGUACAAUGGUAAAAAUAAAUAAAUAAAAUACAUUAUUAAUAAUAGUAAUAAUGUAGUACUUAUUUGGAAAGCACUUUGAGGUCCUUGGCUGCAAGACACAGCACAAAUGCCAAGUAGUAUUAUGUAGCUAAGGAGCUUGUUUAAACCCUUAGCUCCCAAGGACCAGAACAAGUUAGGUUUGUUGUUUUACUUUUGAAUUUGCUUUUUUUAUUUUCUUUUGUAGAUGAGCUGUAAAUAUUCUCACUAUGCAGUCUAUAGUGAAGACUGUGGAAAGGCAAAACUAUUACAAGGCUGAUAAAAAUCAUAGUUUUAAUGGCUACCAACAAGGCAACUAACACUGAUAGUAAUAAUAUGCCAAAUUGCUUAAAAUGGACUGUUUUUGACAAAAACAUAGAUGUUUGGGUGGGGUGGGAUAGGGUGGGGGGGAAACAUCUCAAAAUGCCAAUGUAAAUUUACCUUGCAGCAAUAUUCACCAGCAAAAAUGUCGUUCAUAUGGAAUGAUUUCAUGUUGCUAAGAAAAAAAACUCAAUUUGUAGUCCUGAUUUGAACUUUAGAAUGUUGGCUAUUAUUGUUCUGUCCUUACAACACAUGGAAUUUUUUAUUUUAUUUUAUUUUAUUUUUAUUUUAUUUUAUUUUGGUUUUCAUAGUGCAUGUUCAUUUCUACUCACAACAUGUUCUUGGUGUAUUUCUUAUGCAAACAAUCUUCAGGCAGCAAAGAUGUCUGUUACAUCUAAACUUGAAUAAUAAAGUUUUACCACCAGUUAUAAAUAA
Messenger RNA from Antechinus flavipes (yellow-footed antechinus), 10195 nucleotides. It is a transcript of the gene TRPS1, whose product is annotated as transcriptional repressor GATA binding 1. The transcript is spliced from 7 exons. The coding region runs from base 676 to 4557 and encodes 1293 amino acids. Lineage: Eukaryota; Metazoa; Chordata; Mammalia; Dasyuromorphia; Dasyuridae. Gene Ontology annotation, cellular component: nucleus. Gene Ontology annotation, molecular function: DNA-binding transcription factor activity; RNA polymerase II transcription regulatory region sequence-specific DNA binding; zinc ion binding. Gene Ontology annotation, biological process: regulation of transcription by RNA polymerase II. The record is from RefSeq and is a predicted model, not a curated record.